This is a messenger RNA of Onthophagus taurus, 1117 nucleotides long. RefSeq names its product glyoxylate reductase/hydroxypyruvate reductase-like. Lineage: Eukaryota; Metazoa; Arthropoda; Insecta; Coleoptera; Scarabaeidae. Gene Ontology annotation, molecular function: glyoxylate reductase (NADPH) activity; hydroxypyruvate reductase (NADH) activity; NAD binding. The record is from RefSeq and is a predicted model, not a curated record. Gene Ontology annotation, cellular component: cytosol.
UGAUUAAUCAACACAAAAUUUUAAAUAAACCAAUUUUAUUAAAAAAUGGAAGAACAAUCAAAAUUCAAAGUCUUAUUAACGAGUUUAGAGAUACCAAUGGAAGCUACAUCACAAUUAAAGCCUUUGUGUCAACUUAUUAUGUGUGAUCCAGCUCCAACAAGAGACAUAAUUUUAGAAAAGUGUCGUGGAGUUGAAGGAAUAAUAUGGGCUUGUCCCGAAGAGCUUGAUAAAACCAUCUUAGAUGCCACAGGGAAACAAUUAAAAAUAGUCUCCUGUUUAUCAAAUUCAGUCCGACAUGUAGCCGUUAAAGAAUUAAAGAGACGAGGUGUUAAAUUAACGAAUACUCCUAUUGUUGCCGCAGAUUCGAUCGCAAAUAUAAUUAUCUUUUUGAUGUUGAUGACAACGAGAAGAUUUUUAGAAUGCAAGAAAGCCAUCGAAAACAAUCAAUGGUUGUUUGGUUUCCAAUGGAUGUUGGGUAAAGAUAUCCAUGGCACAACAGUAGGAAUCGUUGGAUUCGAAUAUUUAGGAAAAAUUUUAAUUCGGAAACUCGCAGUUUUUGGAGUGGAAAAGUUCGUUUAUUACGGCCAAUGCAUUUGCAACGUUAGUAAUCAUAAAGAUAACAAGAUAAAAUGUUGCACUUUCGAGAUUUUGUUACAAAUAAGCGAUUUCGUCGUUAUUUGUUGUUUACCACCUCCGAUUAAUAAGAAGCAAACCAUCGUUUUCAACGAGCACGCUUUUUCCAUGAUGAAAAAAACCGCAAUUUUAAUCAAUGUCGCAGCCUCUAGCGUUGUUGAUUAUCAAGAUUUAGCGACCGCUCUUAAAAAUGGGACAAUUUUCGCUGCCGGGUUGGAUGUAACUGACCCCGAACCACUUCCAAGUGACCACGAAUUAUUAACUUUACCAAAUUGUGGUAAAAAAAUGGUUUAUUUUGAUUAUUCUAUUUUAAUCUUUGUGAUUUUAUUAGUUAUUACACCACAUAUUGGGAGUGCAACCGAAAAAACUAGGAUGUCAAUGGCUAAAUUAGCCGUUCAAAAUAUUCUUUUAGGUUUAAAUGAUUUACCUUUAUUAACACCGAUUUAAUUAUUAAAUUUUUAUUUUUUUAAUUGGAUAAAACACU